UCAAAUCAUCUAAACAAUGUGGUUUUCCUUUGAUAAAAGAAAUGCUUCAAAUCUCAGCAGGUGUGAUUGCCUCUGGCUGCAGGUUCUCAGGUAAUAAAGCCGAGGCCGUAAAUUAUGACGACUCAGCAGAGAGCUUUAAAUUCAGAUUCGGAGGAAGAAAAGAGUCUUUCUUCAGGGCGAGGUGCAGAUCCAACACCGUACCAACGCUCUCAGCCUGAAUAUGACUGUUUCGUACUCGCUAGAAGUAGCCAACGCCAGGUUUCAUGGCUUCUCCAGGCUGCUGUUCAGGUGGAAGGGAAGCAUCUACAAGCUGAUGUAUAAGGAGUUCCUGGUUUUCUGUGCUGUCUAUCUGUUUUUCAGUGUGUUUUACAGGUUCCUCCUCACACCGAGGCAGCAGGAUCUGUUUGAGCGCGUCGCCCUUUACUGCGAUCAGUUCACCAACACCAGCUUCAUCCCCGUCCUGUUUGUCCUGGGCUUCUACGUGAACCAGGCCUUCACCCGUUGGUGGGGUCAGUACACCAGCUUCCCGCUGCCGGACAACCUGAUGAUGGUCGUGUCGGGAAACGUGCACGGCGUCGACGACCGCGGUCGCCUGCUGCGCCGGACCCUGAUGAGGUACGCCAACCUGUCGUCGGUCCUGAUCCUCCGCUCCAUCAGCACCAGAGUCCGCAAACGCUUCCCAACGUUGGAGCACGUCGUGGAGGCAGGAUUCAUGACGACACACGAGCUGAAGAAUUUUGAGUCUCUUCACUCUGAUUUCAACAAGUACUGGAUGCCUCUGACCUGGUUCUCCAACCUGGCGGCCCAGGCCCGGCAGGAGGGCCGGGUCAGGGACGACAUCGCGCUCAGGCUGCUGAUGGACGAGCUGAAUAAUUACCGAGCCAAAUGCAGUUUGCUGUUCCACUACGACUGGAUCAGCCUCCCUCUGGUCUACACUCAGGUCGUAACCAUUGCAGUUUACUCUUUUUUCGCCUUCUGCGUCAUCGGCCGACAGUUUCUGAAUCCUGAGAAGGGAUACAGUGGUCACAGAUUUGACAUGUACGUCCCGGUUUUCACCCUGCUGCAGUUCUUCUUCUACACCGGCUGGCUAAAGGUAGGAGAGCUCAUCAUCAACCCUUUUGGUGAAGACGACGAUGACUUUGAAACCAACCAGCUGAUCGACCGAAACAUUCAGGUUUCAAUGCUGGCUGUGGACGACAUGUACCAGAACCUGGCUCCGGUGGUGAAGGACAAGCACUGGAAGAACGGCCUCUUCUCCGUCCCUUACACCCAGUCGACGGCAGCAGAGACGUUGAGACCAGCGUUCAAAGGCUCCACUUUCGACAUGAGGAUGAGCGCUGAAGAUCUUGAGAUCCAUCAGCCGACCGAUGUGCCGGUGAACAAGCAGUAUUUACUUCCUCGCAGCUCUCUGGGGGAUGGACCGGACGGUCUCCAGCAGAAAACCAAAGGCAUCCUGCGCAGCGGCAGCCUCCCGUUCCUGAUGGACGUUUUGACUCAUCACAAUGAGGAAGACGAGGCUGUGGAAACCAAAACAGAUGCACCCAAUAACCAGGAGAAGGCAGUGGUUUAAUCUGUGAUGAAAAUUAAUGAAGUCUUUACACGUAAGACUAAAGAAAUCUGACAAAUAAAGCUUAAAACACACAAAACAUGAAUGAUAAGAAAUA
Molecule: messenger RNA, 1664 nt
Organism: Poecilia latipinna (sailfin molly)
Lineage: Eukaryota; Metazoa; Chordata; Actinopteri; Cyprinodontiformes; Poeciliidae
Gene: best4
Product: bestrophin 4
Exons: 10
Coding region: 221-1570 (449 amino acids)
Molecular function (GO): chloride channel activity
Source: RefSeq, a predicted model, not a curated record